Temnothorax curvispinosus is the source of this 2278-nucleotide messenger RNA. It is a transcript of the gene zyd, whose product is annotated as probable sodium/potassium/calcium exchanger CG1090. Lineage: Eukaryota; Metazoa; Arthropoda; Insecta; Hymenoptera; Formicidae. The transcript has 4 exons. Gene Ontology annotation, molecular function: calcium channel activity; calcium, potassium:sodium antiporter activity. The record is from RefSeq and is a predicted model, not a curated record. The coding region runs from base 16 to 822 and encodes 268 amino acids. Gene Ontology annotation, biological process: calcium ion transmembrane transport; intracellular calcium ion homeostasis. Gene Ontology annotation, cellular component: membrane.
UAAAAUGCAUGAAUAAUGUUUUUCACAGAUUCUAGUGACAUUCACUUACCAAGACCGGACAAAUUGCAAUCGCCCGGUGAUCGUGUGGAGCAGAUAGCUACUAUCGACGUACCGCUGCAAAAUGGCGGGACAAAAACGCAGGAAGAGAAUCCAGAUCCUAAUUACGAGUACAAGCUCCUGGUGUGGCCAGCGCAUGCUGGAUGGUUAAGGAAGACCGCUUGGAUCACAACGUGGCCCAUUCAUCUGGUAUUCAUGUGCACAAUUCCCGAUUGCGAGAAACCACGAUUCAAGAAUUGGUUCCCUAUCACAUUUCUGAUGUGCAUUAUAUGGAUUGGAUCACUCAGCUACGUAGUAGCGUGGAUGAUCACUAUAAUCGGAGACACGCUGAAGAUACCAGAUUCCGUAAUGGGCAUCACUUUCCUCGCGGCGGGAACCAGCGUACCCGAAGCCGUGUCGAGCGUGAUUGUUGCGAAACAAGGACACGGCUCGAUGGGCAUCAGCAAUUCGAUAGGAUCGAAUACGUUCGAUAUACUGUUGUGUCUCGGACUACCCUGGCUGAUCAAGUCGUCCUUCUCACCAACGCAGCCCGGCAAGCAUUACAUAAGUAUCAACUCCGGCGGGCUUGAGUACAGCGCGAUAUCGUUGCUGUCGACCCUCAUGCUGCUGUACAUCGCGUUCGCCUCCAACAAGUUUCAGCUCGACACAAAAGUGGGCCGCGCCUGCCUCUGCAUGUACGCCGUGUUCCUCAUACUGGCGUCGCUGAUCGAGCUCAACGUAUUCUUCAUGGUAAAUCUCCCCACCUGCCAAAGGACGGUGAAAUGAUCGAGGAGACCCGGACGAUGACCCGCCCGUAAUGACGUACGGGCGCGGCCUCGCUCGCAAUCCGCGCCGGAAACGUUCUUUCCCCCCCUCCCCCUCUCCCACGGACUUACCGAGAGACCCGAGCUUGAGCGAGGGGUGUUUAUUUCCAGCUACACGGGACAGCUCACCGUGUGUACAGUUUUAAUAUCAACAAUGUUAUCGCCACAUUAGAACCAUGACAUGUAAUGCAUUUUGUAUUUACUUACUAAAAAGUCUCUCCCUCUCUCUCUUUUUCUUUCUCUCUCUCUUUAUCUAUCUAUCUUUGCUCUCUCUUCUCUUCACCUAUCACAGUACUAAAAAAAAGCUCGUACUGAAAAUUCAUCUUCGAAUAUUAUAGUUGACAUCUUUUCGCUCCAUUCAACAUAUACGUUUUACACAGAUAGGCGCGCGCGCCCUCCCUUAUUCUUUCUCUCUCAUCUUUUCUUAAUUUUUAUUACCAAGUCUCUUUCAUUUCUCUUUCUUUCCCUUUCCUCGCUUAUUUUCUCUCUUAAAGUACGAUCACUGUGCUUACGGCGAUAUUGCGUGCGCCGAAGGAUCAACAACUUACGAUUAGCCACAGUAACGAGCCAUGGAUCUCAUGCCACACAUACACACACACACACAUACGAUCGGAAGUUCGCCCAGGUAUGUAGGUAUGUAGACGCGUGCAAAAGUCAAUGGGCUCUAAAUAAUUCGGCAACCGCAGCGAGAGCCGAUUGAGAUCGGUAAGGAGGGGGGAGUGCUCUGCGACUGUGUCUAAUUGUAUAAUGAAUGCGCGAGAAAGACUGCCGGUUCCCAUUUUAGCAUUAUCGCAGACAUCUCGGCAUCGGUGUGUGAUCGCGAGAAUGUGUUUUUACGCGUGUGAAUUACGUUCAUUCGAUUCAGCCGUCGAUCGCGAAUGCGGCGCGAAGCGUCGCGUCGCGGAGCGUCGCAUCCGCGCUCCGACGGUGUGCGCGGCGAACUCUUCAUAUAUAUCCGGAUUCAUUUGCUGUUAAUACAAAAUAUAGCGCUGCACAGAGUCGCUCGGUGAAAAAAAAAAAAUCUACUUCUACACAUUUUUAGUUCUCUCGUAUCUCCGUAUCUAGGAACUGUCGGUGGUGAUAUUACACCCGACGAAGAACAACGGAGAUCCUCCCAUUUCGGAUCAUGCGCCUUUUUACGCUGCGAAAACGUAACUGAUGUAUAGCGAAACGCACAGAUGCAGACACAGAGAAACACACAGACUCAUACGCACAUAUACGCAAAAACACGCACACACACACACACACACACACACAUAUACACGAAAUCGAAACCGUUGUAGCAAGCCGUCGCGCGCGAUACCUUUCUGCGAUACACCUUUUCCAUUGCGACACACAAAAAUCUGUGACUGUAAAUGUGUCUAGAUAAAACCGUAACUUAACAUUUAAUAAAGUACUGUAAUAAGUUAUUAAAAUAA